This is a messenger RNA of Capsicum annuum, 3494 nucleotides long. Its product is annotated as putative late blight resistance protein homolog R1A-10. Lineage: Eukaryota; Viridiplantae; Streptophyta; Magnoliopsida; Solanales; Solanaceae. Gene Ontology annotation, biological process: defense response to other organism. Gene Ontology annotation, molecular function: ADP binding. The transcript is spliced from 5 exons. The record is from RefSeq and is a predicted model, not a curated record. The coding region runs from base 540 to 3206 and encodes 888 amino acids.
AACCCCCAUUGUACCGUAGUUACCUAUGUAUAACAUUUAGGUUUACUAAGUACAACGUAUGUAAGACGAAUAUAUAAUGACUAAGGUGAAAUAAAUAAAGUCAACUUUUGCUAGUACUAUAUACUAUUUUGCUAGUACUAUAUACUAUUUCGUCUGUUUUACAAAAAUUGAUCUAUUUUUUUUAGUUCGUUAAAAAAAAAAAAAAAACUUUUUUUUAUUUUUAGCAAUAUUUUACUUUUAACUUUCAACGUGGUAUACUUAAGGCCACAGGAUUAAAGUAUCUUUCAUUUAAGACCACAAAAUUUAAAAAUCUUCCUCAUUUUCUUAAAGUCCGUAUCAAAUCAAAACAGGUAAUUCUUUUUAAACGGAGAAGUAUGUCAUGUGCACCUAUUAUGUCUAUUUUUGUAAUUUGAAUUCUUGCUCCAUUUGUAUAAGAUGCAAACUCCAGUCUAGCUAAUAAGCUUGAUCUGCAAAUCAACUUUUGGAAGAAACUGGUUGAUUAGUGUAAAAGAGUUCAACAGCUUUUCCAGUUGAAAAAGAUGACUGAAGUAGCAGUGAAUUCUUUGUUGGAGAAUUUGUUAGAGUUGGCCCGUGAAAAUGUUGAUUUGAUUGUUGGUGUACAAGACGAUGUGAAAGAUCUAACCGCAGAGCUUCAAAUACUCAAAGCUUUUCUACAAGAAGUUUCAAAGAUCAAUAGAGACACUCAAAGUUGGAAGCAGACAAUGAAAGACAUCAGAAAUGUGGUUUACAAAGCUGAGGACUCCAUCAACAAAUUCCUUGGUAGGGCUAAACAACACCGAGACAGUAAUCUAGCUGCAAAAUGGAUGGACGUUACAUAUUGGACCUCAGUCAGGAAUGUCGCUAAGGAGAUUAAGUCCAUCAGGAUUGACCUGAACGAUCUUCAAGUCAAAUAUACACCUCUUUUGGAGGAGGCCACUCAAUUGAGCACUCUAUCGAGGACAACUCCACAGCCCAUACAGGUAAAUUUGUCAGAUGAAGACGAGGUUGUUGGCUUUGAGGAGGAAGCAUACACAGUGAUUGGUAAGCUAAUUGACGGAUCAAAUAAUCUAGAGGUGGUUCCAAUUGUCGGUAUGUCUGGCCUUGGCAAAUCAACACUUGCAAGAAAGGUUUAUAAAGAUUCAAGAAUUAGUUUUGAAUUUUUCAGUUCCAUUUGGGUCAAUGUCUCUCGUUCAUAUAAUAAAACGGAAGUUUUGCUCAGUAUUCUUAAACGUUUGAGGAAACAACUUGACGAUGAGAGUGAUGAACAAAUGGUUGACGAAAUUCGCACCCGCUUGGGGUAUGGAGGGAAGUGUUUAAUCGUCUUGGAUGAUGUGUGGAGCACGGACAUUAUAGAUGUUAUAAUAGAUGUUUUCCCGGACAACAACAAAGGCCAUAGAAUCAUGCUGACCACUCAGUUAGAAGAGGUGGCUUCUUGUUUCAACCGUGAUUUUCAUAAGCUAACCUUUCUAAGUGAAGAAAACAGUUGGCGCUUAUUCAAACUGAAGAUUUUCAGGAAAGAAUGUUGCCCGCCUGAGCUUGAAGAAAUAGGACGUAACAUAGCUAAAAAAUGCAGUGGGCUACCACUUGCGGUAGUGGUAAUUGCGGGAGUUCUAUUAGGCCGUACAACAAAAAGGGACUGGCAGUUUGUUUAUGAAAACAUGGGAGCACAUCUUAUAAAUAGAGAUCAACCAAACAGCUGCUUCAGGUUUAUAAAAAUGACUUACGAUCUGUUGUCUUAUUACCAACAGGCGUGUUUCCUUUAUUGUGCUAGCUUUCCUCGAGGUUUUGAUAUUCCUGCUUGGAAAUUGAUCCGUUUGUGGAUCGCAGAAGGUCUCAUACCAAUUCAGAAUCAUUUAACCCUGGAGGAACAAGCAGAAGAAUAUCUGAAUGAUCUUACUAAGAAGAACUUACUGAUGGUAAUGGAGCAGUCACUAGAUGGACAGAUCAAGACAUGUCGUAUUCACGACAUAUUCUAUGAGUUUUGCAAGACGGAAGCAAUGGUGGAAGACAUUGUCUGGGAGAUUAAAAACGCACCUUCUCAGGAGUUUUUGGAGAUGAAAGAUUUAGGCACAUGUCGACGCCUUUGCAUUGAUUCUUCUACUUUGAAUAAUUUCCUCAAGAAACUUCGUAACAAACCACCUAUGGAGAAUGUCAAGUCUUUCUUAUGUUUUAGCUCAAAACCAAUUGACAACCAAACUCCAGACAUGAUUCAAUCCUUGCACAAGGGCUUUCCCCUGAUUAAAGUCCUCGAUGUUGAGCCCAUAAGAUUUCUCUUUACGAAGGAUUUUUAUCAGUUGUUGCAUUUGAAAUACAUUUCUCUCUCAGGAUAUUUCAAAGUCCUUCCAUCAAUUUUUGUCAAGUUUUGGAACUUAGAAACUCUUAUCAUCCAUAUUACCCAUCCAGAUAGUACUUUCGAGGUAAAAGCAGAUAUUUGGAGUAUGAUGCGUUUGAGGCACCUGCACGUUAACGCCCCUACUAAACUGCCUCCUCCUAGUGCUUCAGCAAGAAAGGAGAGGGAGUGCAACAUACAAACACUCUCCGUGAUUGCUCCACAAAGUUGCACUAGUGAAGUGUUCACCAGGGCUCGUCAUCUCAAGAAGUUAGCUAUUCGAGGUCAAGUUUUUUCACUUUUCGAUAAGAAUGCUAGUAGAUUGAGAAAACUUGCUAUGUUAAAGCGGUUGGAAAAGUUGAAGAUAGUGAAUGAUGAUCAAGACGUCAGUCGAGUUUUAACUCUUCCUGUCAUGGUAUUUAUACUUCCCAAUACCCUGAGGAAGUUGACCUUGUCUAAUACCCAAUUGAAAUGGAAGGAUAUGACCAAAUUGGGACAGCUCGAGUCGCUCGAAGUACUUAAGUUGAGACAGAAUGCUUUCAGUGGGGAGUUCUGGGAGCCAGAAAUUGGCAGCUUCACUAGACUACAAGUAUUGUGGAUUGAGAAGACAGACUUGCAAAUCUGGAGGGCUUCAAGUCACAACUUCCCACGCCUUAAGCGGCUUUUUCUUAUAUCAUGUGAGGACCUUGAAGAAGUUCCAUCAGGCCUGGCUGACAUAGCCAAUCUCCAAGAGAUGCGACUGGAAUGUACGUACAAAGCAGUCAAGUCAGCAAGCAUUAUAGCCAAGAAGAAGCUGGAAGACCAUGCUAGCUCUAGCACCUCCGGGUUCAGACUCUCAGUAUUUCCUCCCCACUUUGAUGCUGAUGAUUCUAGUUAAAACAACAGGUAGACGUCUUUACGCUUCACUUUGGUGUGAGCUAAUGUCCUCUCUGACAUGGUGUGCCUAGAAACUGGUUUUUUUCCCUUCCAAAUAAAGUCUCUAAAUGGCUUUGGAGACAUUGUGUGUUGUUUAUUAUGACAUGUUUUGGAGACAUUGUCCAUGUAUUCUGUAAUUAGCUUGAAUUGAAGUUUGAGACUUUGAGUAUUCUGUUUGUUUCCUUUCUUCAUUAUCUUUGUAAAUUGUACGAUAAAUAUUUCACUCUUUCUGUUGUGGCUAUUUGCUUAA